Symbiodinium sp. CCMP2592 is the source of this 5370-nucleotide messenger RNA. The record is from the annotation of a GenBank genome assembly. Lineage: Eukaryota; Dinophyceae; Suessiales; Symbiodiniaceae.
AUGGCCCGUACUCAGACGUGCACACCGUCUGCUCGGAAGCGGCCGGCUGCUAAAGAGGUUGCCAAGCCACACAGGGUGCGUGGCACUCCCACCAGGGCCUCACCGUCGGGCCCGGCAUCUAAGAGGCUCAGAGCCGACGAAACUAGUCAAGGCCGAGCUUCCAAACGAUCGUACCGCGAGGCCAUGUCUCGUGGUCCCCAGGAUUCAGCAUCAAAUUCUCCCAGCGAGGAUGCGGAGACGCCCUCGGGAGUCCCGCACAGGACCUUGUCGAGGCAACGUCCCGGAGGCUCUGAGCUGGGUGGAACUUUCAGCUUCUUCAUGAAGCGGGCACAGCAGAUGGAAGGUUCAGAAGCAUCGGAAGGCUUUCAUGCCCCCUUUGGUCUCGGUUCCUCCUCGUCCUCACAGUUCUCGCCCCUGCUGCGGGAUUUGAAGAGUGAGGACGGGCAGAAGCAGCUCCUGGCCCUCACCGAGCUGGCAGAGCAACUGAGCUUCAGUUCCGAGGAAGCCCUGAUCUCCUUUCCGAUGGAGACCUUCAUUCCCCUGCUGAUCAAUUUGCUUGGAAACCCCGGCAAUGGUGAUGAGACAACGGCGCAGGUCAUGCUGCUGGCCUGCCGCUGCCUCUUCAACGUCGUUGACAUUCUGCCUCCAACAGCAAGGAUCAUUGUUGGCCACGGGGGUCUCUCCGUGCUCUGUGCAAAUCUGCUGAACAUUGAGUACAUAGACGUCGCGGAGCUCACUGUUUCCAUCAUCGAGCUCAUCUCUGAGGAUCAGCCGCUGCAAGUGCUGAAAGCCGGCGGCCUCGAGGCCAUCCUCUCCUUCCUGGACUUCUUCCAGAUCUCUGUGCAGCGGCAGGCUGCGAAUGCUGCUGCUGCAAUGUUGCGCGCAGUACCUCCGCCGGAUGUGUUUAACCAGCAAGUGAAGCCUGCUCUGCCGACUCUCGCACAAUUGCUGCAACAUUCAGAUCCACAGGUUCUGUACUCCAUUUGUGAGGGGUGGCGUCGAGUCAUUGAUGGCUGCAUAGCCGCGCACGAGCAACCCAAGCAGCAGGAUGCCUCAUCAGUGUCAGGUGCCAGUGCAUCGCUCGUCUCGCGCUUCGCGGCCCAAGCGCGGCUGCGCUUCGGCUCCGAGGGCACCAAGAGGGAUGCUGCCGAGGAAGAUGAGGAAGACGAGGACGAAGAAGAUGAGGAGGAUGUCCUGCCUCCCCCGUCGCCUGUUGUGCAACCAAUUUCGACCGAAUCCCUUGCCGCGAGUUUGCAGGACAUGAUUCCCAGCAGCGUGCUGAGCAACUUGCUGCUGCUGCUGGGGAACGGCAUCUCUUCCACGCCGCAGACAUCUGUAGUCGUGGCUGAGGUGCUCUACAUCCUCUCAGUCCUGACAAACUAUUCGCACAACUUCACAGAGGAGGUCUUGAAACAGGAUAUCUGUGGCCUACUGGGAAUGAUGGUGUUAGGCAUGGACUUGGUCGGAACGGGCGUGGGCUCUGCUCAGGGCAGCUCGCUGUUGAUUCGGGUACUGGCGCUGGUGGCCUCAGUCAUGCCGUCCGUCCUCCUGACGGAGUCCGGCUGCGUGUGCGAGGAUCGUCGGCUGAUGGUCUUUCGGCAACAUCCCGAAUUUCUGGAUGCCUUGAGCAAGACCUUCCUUCCAAUGUUGAUCGACAUCUGCCAGGCUUCGAUGGAUCCGUCUGUGCAGUCGGUAUGCAUCUCCCUGCUUCUCACCUUUGCUCUAGCCAGUCAGGAGAGGCCCGAGCUGCAGAAGAACCUGGAGCCGGUUCAGCUGGCGAGCUUCCUCGCCAGCUUGCUUCUAACGGAACCAUCGACCUCCGUGACGCUCUCCUGCCUGUUGAUCGGCGAGCAGACCCUGCGGCACCACUACGACGUCUACGCGCUGCACUUCAUUCGGCAGGGUGUUCGCCAUGCCAUCAGCAAUCAGGCAUCUGUCGACUCCGAACAGUCCACUCAGGAGCCCACAGAGGCCACAGCCGCGGAGGCUGCGGGCGCGGCGUCUGCCGCAGCACCAUCCGUAGGAAAGUUGCUGCGCAGGCUUUGCAAGGAGGUGGCACAGCGUACGCUUCAGAAUCACUUCGAUUCACGGACUGCCAUUGAGAUGGUGGUUCUAGAUCGACUCAAGGAGGUUGCUCAGCAACUGGAGUCGCAGACCUCCGCAGCACAGGCUUUGGAGCAGCUGCGCAGUCUGCUCCUGGCCGAAGAGAGCGUGACGGCGUUUGAGCUAACGUGCAGUGGAGUCUCGAGCGCAUUGUCCGCUUACCUCUUCCCUGAUUGUGAUGAUGCUGAUGUCUUCAAGGAGCGGCUGAGGCUCUUCCUGGAGCACAUUGUCACGCCACCGGGAGGCGCCUUGCAGAAGUUGGUGAAGCUCUGCGUUUCCGUGCUUCAACGAGUUGAGCAGGGCCCGCUGAACCUCUUUCCGACGCAGGCAUCUCCUGCCAUGUAUCUGCCCCAGCACCUGCUACUCGCAACUUCUCAGGCGGCGGAUGCUCGGAGUCGUCGAAACGUGGAUACGCUGGACAGCUUGAGACUGUCCAGCUCCCGAUCUGGGAUAGGCUCCAUGUCGUCACCGCUUCUGUCCGUGCUUCGGCUGUUGGCGAAGCCGGUCAAGAUUCGGAUGAGCCCGCGCGGCUCCAGCUCCGGUGUGUCGCCGCUGAGUGCGUCGCUGCCCAACUUCAAGUCCUUGCUGGUGCCCUUCGGAGGCCUCUCGGAAGGUGGAGCCGAGGGCAGAAACAAGGCCGUAGCGAAAGCGAGCGCGCUCAUUGGUGGAGCGCCUGGCAGAGUGCCAGCUGGCCCGCGAUCGGGGCCCGGUGUGGGCGUAUCUGCGGCAUCCCCGGCAGCACGCUUGCGGAACUACUUGGCCUCGAAGGUUACUCGCAAACGCGGCGGUGGCGUCGUCGGUGGUGGAGUCUUUCGCUCUGAAGCGAAGUCCGGAGGUCCGGGAGGUGAGACUGCCGAGGACGGAGGCCCCGUCGCUCGGGCCUCCACAGGUGAGGGAUCGGGCAGCCGAUCCGCCCGAGAGCGCGAGUUCGAGGCGCUGGAGACCGUGCUGCUCGUGGAGCCCUUUGCCCAGGUCUCAGCUCUGGAGGACUACAUAUGGGACAGGCAUGGAUCAGGCAAGCCUGCAGCUGCCGAAGGUGCGGAGACCAGCACAACCAGCGAGCCAGCAGCACGAGUGCGACUGACGACCAAGCAGCCACCUCCUGGACAAGCAACAUCCAGAGCAAGAGCCAAGGGAGGCGAGCUUGGAGAUGCUGGCAAAUCUGCCGUGGAGCCUGGCGCAGCGUCACCGCCCGCAGUGCCUUUGGAUGCACCCGCGGCGCCUCCUCCUCUGGGCCAAAGCUCCUCCCAGGGAGGCGACACGCCCUCUUCGAAUGCUCAGGCACCCGCUUCAACAGAGCGACGAAAGCAGACAGUUCGCAUCUUUUACAAUGGCCACCAGCUCACUGCCAAAGAAAGUGUGGUGCAGGUGCUGGUCAACAACCCCAAAAAGGCAUCGCCCGUCCUUGAGGAGCUGGGCAAGACAGCACGUCGAAGACAGUCAAGGCGCUCUGUCGGCGGCCGCUUCUUGGCCUCCAUGGAGGAAAGCUCGGGCUCAGACGGCGAAGGUUCGCCUGGCAAAGCCAGUGCUUCUCGACACUUCUUUUGUGGCUCCAUUUGGGGCAAAGUGCACCACAUGACCUUCGAGCUGGUGCCAGAUCCAACAUCACCACGUGAUGGGGGCGAGGCCUCGAAACCAGAGGAGCUGCAAGUGGAUCCGCCCGUGAUGAUUGUCCCGAACGAGAUGGACUGCCUAGUGCAAUGCCAUACUCGCGUGGCCUCGAGCGUGGCCGGAAUCUGUGAUGCAGGUGACGGAGCGAACCAAGCGCCGAGCUUUGCACAGGAGACGGAGACCGUCACAAUGCUGCAGCUGCUCUCUGCCUUUCACAACAUCAGCCUCUACGAUGCUACGACUUCGGGUGUCCAAACGGGAUCGGUGUCUGAGGAUUUCCACUGCAACACUCUCACGUCAGCUUUGCUGCGUCAGCUCUCCGAUCCCCUGGCUGUUUGCACAGGUUCUGUGCCAGCUUGGUGCGCGAAGCUGGCAGGAGCCUGCCGAUUCCUCUUCCCUUACUCCGUGCGGAGGAUCCUGCACCAUAGCUGCAAUCUUGGCCUCGGCCGAGCCCUGCAUCACGUGCAGCAGCGAGCGGUGGCCCAGCACGCACACAACCAGGAGACACACCGGCGGCUAGAAAGCGAGGUGAGCGUUGCUAGUGUGCCCCGCCAGAAGGUGCGGAUCUCUCGGCAAAGGCUCCUGGACAGUGCCGUCAAAGUCAUGAACCUGUAUUCUGCCGGGAACGCCCUGUUGGAGAUCGAGUAUGCCGGGGAGGUGGGCACCGGCUCGGGCCCGACAUUGGAGUUCUACGCUCUUGUGGCCGAGAAUUUGAGGACUCUACAGCCGCAGCUCUUCCGAGCUAGUACACCUGGGGGCAUGCUGUACCCGCAGCCUUAUGACCCUCACUGGCUUCGCAGAGCUGACGAGCAGGGCUCUCAACAGAUCCUGGAGCGCUUCAGGCUGUUGGGCCAGGUUGUGGCAAAAUGCAUCAUCGACAAUCGGCUCGUGGACAUCCAGCUGCAUCCUGCAUUCUGGCGGUCUGUGCUGGGAAGUGCGCCCCUGUCGCAGCAAUGGCUGCGGUCCGUUGAUCCGGAGUUGCAUUCUUCGCUGGAGAACAUUCGCGACAUGGAUGCUGACAAGCUCGAGGGGCUGUGCAUCGACUUCACCAUGCCAGGCCACCCCAGCAUCGAGCUCAAGCCAGGAGGAGCUGGAUACAGUCUGAACGGCUCCAAUCGCGAGGAAUACCUUCGCCGUGUUGCGGAGGUGGCACUGGUCGAGGCUGUCGCGCCUCAGAUCAACGCCUUCCGAACAGCUUUCAAGGAGCUUCUCCCCUUGGAGACGUGCCGCAUCUGGUCCGAACAGGAGCUCUCCUUCAUCAUCGUCGGCUCGUCUGUUCAGGACGAUGCGUUCUGGUGCCUGGACCAUCUUGCAGCGAACAUCAAGGCACAUCACGGCUACACAACCGACUCAAGGUGCUUUAAAGACUUGAUGAACUUCCUUUCCGAGUUGUCAGCUGAAAACAGGCGAAACUUCCUAAUGUUUGCAACCGGUGCACCCACGCUGCCCAUCGGCGGCUUCGGUGGCCUGAAGCCGCCCUUGACUGUUGUCAAGAAGGAAGCGCCAUCUGCUCCACUCACGGCAGACGACUUCAUGCCCUCGGUCAUGACGUGUGCAAACUACCUGAAGCUGCCUGAGUACAGCUCAGCUGAGAUGCUGAAGCAAAAGCUACAGCUGGCCAUGCGGGAGGGGCAGUGUGCCUUCCUGCUCUCCUAG